AUGUCUUUGUUCAAGGGAGCACACGACGCUGUUCAUGCAUUCCGCACAGACUCGCAAGGAUCUUCGAUUGAGAGGAGGGAUGAUGGAGUCGCCAACAGCGAUACCAGGUUCGGACAGAUCAACAUCUACAGGAACAAGGUGGAGGACCCGAGCUGGAACGAGACGGAGCUGGAUGAGGCAGGGAACGCUCCUAUCGUGCGAGAUCUCGCCAAGAAGUAUCAGAGCGAAGUAAGCCUUACGCACACGGAGGAGUUGGAGUUCGGCGACAAUUCGACGACGAAGCCCUUCAUGACGGCCAAGGCCUGGCCCGCUCAGCCUCGCAAAGACUUGAGCGCAAAGAGCGUGAAGAGCAUGUUUGGCUAUGGGGCAUGCGAGCGGCACUUUACUGUUGAGAUCUACUCCGACGACUCUGCCAAACGGUGGCAAAGAGACAGCAAACUGAUUUCCUUGACUGUUGAUCCUCGUGCUUUGAAAGAGCAGCCAGUGCUGGAUGAGAACGCGACAACCUGCUACAGGGAAGGGAAGCUUGCUACAUGUCUGAGGGCCCCGGGAGGAGAAUGUUUUCACGUCGGCAACGCAGUGCAGGAGAGGAGAAUGGGGCAGGAAGAAGAGGGAGGCGAAGGGACAAUGGAGAUGACAGAUGACGUGGAGCAGCCUCGAGCCAUUCUUUGCAUGUCUCCCUUCGCUGACAAAAUACAACGCAUAACACUAGGUGUCUCGGAUUUGGGAAGCUCGAUGGAUUUUUGGAUUGGAUUACUUUGCAUGCAAGUCAGGGAUUACACGCCAGAAAGUCGGCGGGUCAUACUGGGAUGGGGGAACGAUGGAGGGGGAGUUUCAUUGGAGCUUAUGGAAGUGGAAGAAAUGAAGAGAAAGAAAAGGAGGAGGAGAGGGAUUCCAACUAUGGACUAUGUUCAAGACGACAGCGAGAUGGCGUACCUGUACGUAUCGUGCAGUCUGGAGCAGUUCAUCUUCUUCAAGACCGUUGUUUCAGCCUGUGUUCAGAAAUCAGGAGGAAACUUUCGAUCCGCGCUCAUUUAUGUCACUCGACCAGAGACGGAAGAAAGGAGGCUGGUAGAAGUGAUGGUCCUGAGAGACCCAGAUGAGCACGAGAUUUGCUUCAUGGCGCAUGAGGACUACUUCGAAGCUUUUAGAAAUGAAGCGUGUGUGGAUAUGGUACUGCUGAUGAUGCUGGGAAUGAUGGAAUUGGUUACGAUCAAAAUGAUGAUUCUGCUGCUGCUGCUGCUGCUGCUGCUGCUGCUGAUUCAUCAUCAUCAUCAUCAUCAUCAUCAUCAUGGCAAGACGGAGGAAGAGGAGGAGAAGAGGGUUGGAAUGGAUGAUGCUGAUGCUGAUGCUGACAUCGACGACAACGACGACGUCUUCUCCAACCUAACACGCAGGUGGGCGAGAGAGAGAGAGAUGGCGAUGCCUGACGACGACGGGCAACCGAGGAGAGGCUAUGGAUUCAGCGACUGCCAGAAAGUUCAAGACUUCUGGGACCAGGGAGUCCCGACAGACAUCAACUUCACUCGAAGUACCUGCAACAUCUCAGACGAUGCCUUCAAGCUGCUCUCCGAGCCCCGACCUACUGCCCCUCCUCGACCCUUGUCGGCUGCCGAGAGGAGACAGGAAGUGGUGGACCGGAGCCUCGCCAAAGAGCUCGCAGAGGAGUCUGAUCAUACUUCCGACGUGUCAUUUGAGGGGCCUCAGCCGAAUGAGGAUUGGAGCGCAAGUGCUGAGCAGGAGGAAGAAGAGAAGGGUGGGGCAGAAGGCUACUUCAACAAGACAGAGUCGAUGUUCAAGAGGGAUCGAGAUCAGUUCUUGCAGCAGAAUGCCAAGUACGACCAGUACAACCAAAGUGGGUUGGUGAGUGAGGAGAUAGAAGUGAACAUGGACGAGGAGAUCAGCGAUUCGUCUGUGCCGGAUGUCAACCAGUUCAAGGACGGGCUGUCAAUGAAUCAAACGGUCGCAGACUUUGACGCGAGUCGUGUGGGGACUAGAGACCACUGGAAAGAUGUGUGGGUCCGCAACGAGUUCUUCACGGAAUCCUACAAGACUGCGAGGAUCCUCGACGUUGGUACAGGGAACGGGAUGAUGCUGAUCGAGCUUGCCAAGUGA
Molecule: messenger RNA, 2115 nt
Organism: Guillardia theta CCMP2712
Lineage: Eukaryota; Cryptophyceae; Pyrenomonadales; Geminigeraceae
Exons: 18
Coding region: 1-2115 (704 amino acids)
Source: RefSeq, a predicted model, not a curated record